GAUUAACUUUGUAGUAACUAUUAUAAAUUUAAUUUAAAUAAAAGGUAUUUGAAAAUGAAUUCAUUAUAUUUAAAUUAAACGCCGACGAGUCUCAUAAAAUGCCUCUUUUUUAAUUGGAAAGUCCAAAAAUUCACGCUGCUUUCGUGAGGCCAAUCAGCUACUGUUAACAUAUGCUAAUCAAAAGAAUAGUUGGAUGACUCGCGAACUAUAUAAACAGUGGAUUACUACAGUAUUUUUACCAUCGGUACGAAAAUUUCAGAAUGAAAGAGGAGUUAAAAAGAAGGUGUUGCUAGUUGUAGAUAACGCUAGAUGUCAUUUAUCGAAAGAAGAAACAGAAUUAAUCGAUGACAUGAUUAUCGUACAAAAUCUUCCACUAAAUGUUACAUCGUUAAUUCAACCAAUGGACCAGGGAGUUAUGCAAAAAAUGAAGCAGCUUUAUAAAAAAAGCCUUUUAAGAGAAAUGCUCCUAGUAGAAGACAAACUAUGCGUUCUUAAAUUUCUUAAGGAAAGGAAUAUUUUGCAUUGUUGUAUUCAAAUUUCUCAAGCCUGGUCAGAAUUAACAUCAACAAAUAUAUGUCGAGCAUGGAGGAAACUGAUUCCUGCUUGCGAUAUUGACCUUGAAAAUAAAAAAGAUAUGAGUGAAGAUGACAUUCUUCAAAUCCUUUACAGACUUCCUGGGUUUCAGAAUAUUACAGUCGAUCAAGUAUCAUCGUGGCUUGAAGUUGAUAGCAUGAUAGCUCAGAACCUGGUUGUAAUGUUUUAAACAUUAAUCAAGUUAUUCAAAGGUUCCUAUGUCAUGAGAUUGUCGAGGAAAAUGACGAAGACGUAACUGACGAUGAAGAAAAUAACUCCGAAAAUAAUACAGUUGAUGUUGAAAAUGUUCAAGAAAGAGGCACAGGCAAUAUAGUUGAUGGGGCCAAAGCUGCAUAUGAUGGUCUCAAAUUAUUUCGUAAAUGGUAUCAACAAUGCUGGGAGUGUGACGGAAAUGAUGUAAUGCAGCUUCAAAAAUUUAGUGAAACAACAAAAGAUCAUUUGUCAAAUUUAAAAAACAUGUUCCCUCAAAAAUAAUUUUCCAAUACUUUUUAAACGAU
Molecule: messenger RNA, 1091 nt
Organism: Leptopilina heterotoma
Lineage: Eukaryota; Metazoa; Arthropoda; Insecta; Hymenoptera; Figitidae
Product: jerky protein homolog-like
Exons: 3
Coding region: 194-763 (189 amino acids)
Molecular function (GO): nucleic acid binding
Source: RefSeq, a predicted model, not a curated record